This is a messenger RNA of Toxotes jaculatrix (banded archerfish), 4867 nucleotides long. It is a transcript of the gene eif4g2b, whose product is annotated as eukaryotic translation initiation factor 4, gamma 2b. The record is from RefSeq and is a predicted model, not a curated record. NCBI's taxonomy places the organism in Eukaryota, Metazoa, Chordata, Actinopteri, Toxotidae. Gene Ontology annotation, molecular function: translation initiation factor activity; protein binding; mRNA binding. The transcript is spliced from 23 exons. The coding region runs from base 1 to 3186 and encodes 1061 amino acids. Gene Ontology annotation, cellular component: eukaryotic translation initiation factor 4F complex.
AUGAAUUUUCUACUUCCAAAUCUCUUCAAGGCAAGCAGUGAGGAACAGAGGCAGCCAGGCGCAGCAUCCCCUGCAGAACCCCCUGGCUCCGAGCCCCCGCCACCCCCCUCCACCACUUCCCGGUCUCUCGCUUCCUUCCUCCGUGUUGUCGCUGGUGCAGAAGCCGAAUUUCAGGCCCUCCACGGACGUGCCCGGUUGGUGGGUUCAUUCCCGGUGCCGCAAAUUGCCCGCGGGUUCCUGCUAGCCUCCACUCAUGUGAUCAGACGUAACCUGUUGCUGAGAGCCGAAGGUUGUGGUGGUCGUGGUGGUUUCCCCCUCCUUCCUGUGUUCUGUGCCUCCCCUGGUCCUGGUUUCCCUUCACUACGUGUGCCUCCUCGAGCCGGCCCCACUGUGAGCCUCAGCUCUGCACCGUUUUCCCCAUCCCUUCCUAUUAUUCUUAUUCUUUUGAGUAUUCUUCAUUGUCAAGCCGCCAAAGUGGAGAGUGUGAUUGCAGAAGGGGGUGCUUCUCGUUUCAGUGCUUCUUCGGGGGGAGGAGGUGGUAGGGGUGCACCUCAGCACUAUCCCAAGACUGUCGGCAACAGCGAGUUCCUGGGGAAAACCCCAGGGCAAAGCGUUCAGAGAUGGGUUCCUUCACGAAGCACUAGACGAGAUGUCAACUCCAGCAACGAAAAAGAGCGUCACGAUGCAAUCUUCAGGAAAGUGAGGGGCAUACUCAACAAACUCACGCCUGAGAAGUUUGACAAGCUAUGCCUUGAGCUCCUGAACGUGGGCGUAGAUUCAAAACUCGUCCUUAAAGGAAUCAUCUUGCUGAUUGUAGACAAAGCCCUAGAAGAGCCGAAAUAUAGCUCGCUCUAUGCUCAGCUAUGUCUGCGCUUGGCAGAGGACGCACCAAACUUUGAUGGCCCUUCAUCUGAGAUCCAAACAUCCCAAAAGCAGAGCACAACCUUCAGAAGACUGCUGAUUUCCAAGCUUCAAGAUGAAUUUGAAAACCGCACCAGAAAUGUUGAAAUCUAUGACAAACAUGACAACCCUCUUACUUCUGAGGAGGAGGAGCAGCGUGCCAUUGCCAAGAUUAAGAUGCUUGGCAACAUUAAAUUCAUCGGGGAACUUGGCAAACUCGACCUCAUCCACGAAUCUAUCCUUCAUAAGUGCAUCAAAACACUUCUGGAAAAGAAGAAGAGAGUCCAGCUCAAGGAUAUGGGGGAGGAUCUGGAGUGCCUCUGUCAGAUAAUGAGAACAGUGGGGCCGAGACUCGACCAUGAGAAAGCAAAGUCUUUAAUGGAUCAGUACUUUGGCCGUAUGCGAUCCUUAAUGAACAACAAGGAGUUGCCCGCGAGGAUCCGCUUCCUGCUGCAAGAUACAGUGGAACUGCGAGAAAACAACUGGGUCCCCCGCAAGGCUUUCAUUGACAACGGACCAAAGACGAUUAACCAGAUCCGUCAGGAUGCAGUGAAAGAUUUGGGUGUUUUCAUCCCAGCACCCAUGUCUCAGGGGAUGAGGAUGGACUUCUUCCUGGAAAGCCCCUUCAUGCCCAACAGAAUGAAACUGGACAGGGAGACUCUUGGGGGACUGGCCGACAUGUUUGGACAGAUGCCAGGCAGUGGGAUUGGAACUGGCCCGGGGGUUAUUCAGGAUCGGUACUCGCCCACAAUGGGACGCCAUCGCACCAACCCGCUCUUUAACGGCCACGGUGGCCACAUCGCCCCUCCACCUCAGUCACAGUUCGACAUGGGGCCCAAGUCUUUUGUUAAGUCCAACCAGGUUCAGAACCAGCAUUUCCUCAACCAGAACCAGAACCACAUGGCCCAGCAGCAGGUCCAGUCUAAGGACAUGCCUCCACGAUUCAGCAAGAAAGGACAGCUCAAUGCUGAUGAGAUCAGCCUCAGGCCUGCUCAGUCAUUCCUUCUCAACAAGAACCAGGUACCCAAGCUCCAGCCUCAGAUCCCCACCAUGAUGCCUCCCAGUGCUCAGCCCCCACGCACUCAGACCCCCCCUCUGGGACAGCCUCCACAGCUUGGCCUGAAGACCAACCCUCCGCCCAUCCAAGAGAAACCUCAGAAGACGAACAAGAAACCGCCUCCUGCUAAAGAGGAACUGCUUAAGAUGACGGAGGCGAUUAUGACUGAGUACUUGAACAGUAAGAACCUGACUGAGGCUGUGAGCGGCGUACGAGAGAUGAAGGCUCCCAAGCAUUUCCUGCCAGAGAUGCUCAGUAAGAUCAUCGUGUGCUCCCUGGACCGUCCCGAUGAGGACAAGGAGCACGCCAGCACUCUGAUCCACACACUCCGCAUCGAGGGCCUCAUCACUGCAGAGAACUUCAUGCAGGCUUUCCUCAACGUCCUGGACCAGUGCCCUAAGAUCGAGGUGGACGUGCCCCUGGUGAAGUCCUACCUGGCCCAGUUUGCGGCCCGGGCCAUCAUCGCAGAGCUGGUGAGCGUGGCGGAGCUGGCUCACCCCCUGGAGAACGGCACCCACUUCCCCCUCUUCCUGCUCUGUCUGCAACAGACAGCCAAGCUGAAGGACCGGGAGUGGCUCACCGACCUCUUCCAGCAGAGCAAGGUCAACAUGCAGAAGAUGCUCCCAGAAAUCGAUCAGAACAAAGACCGCAUGCUGGAGAUCCUGGAGGGGAAGGGCCUCAGCUUCCUGUUCCCACUGCUGAAGCUGGAGAAGGAGCUGCUGAAGCAGAUAAAGGCAGACCCCUCUCCACAGUCCAUCUACAAGUGGAUUAAAGACAACAUCUCUCCCAAGCUUCACACUGAUAAAGGCUUUGUCAACAUCCUCAUGACCAGUUUCCUCCAGUACAUCUCCCAGGAGCUGUGCAUGGCGGAGGGUGACGAACAGCUAGCGGCACCCUCCAAAGAGCAGCUGGAGCAGGAGAAACAGUUGCUGCUGGCCUUCAAGCCCGUCAUGCAGAAGUUCCUGCAUGACCAUACCGAACUGCAGGUCAGCGCCCUCUACGCCCUGCAGGUGCACUGCAACGCCAGCGGGUUCCCUAAAGGCAUGCUGCUGCGCUAUUUUGUCAACUUCUACGACAUGGAGAUCAUUGAAGAAGAAGCCUUCCUUGCAUGGAAAGAAGACAUUACCCAAGAAUUCCCUGGAAAAGGAAAGGCUUUAUUCCAGGUAAACCAGUGGCUCACCUGGCUGGAGACGGCGGAGGAGGAGGAGUCUGAGGACGAAGCAGAUUGAGAAACCAAGCAGAAGCAUCAUGGUGUUAGAAGAUCGACCUUAUCUUAUUAUUACACUCGCCUUUCCUUUAUUAAACUCCAUGCUUAAUUUAACCACUACCACACGGCACUCAGCUGCUUCUGUCUUGCAAAUAUAAACCGAAAGCUUGUACCUGUAGGGCCUCGUGUGUUACCACCUGCACCGUGAUGAUAGGCUGAGAAGCAUCAUGUGAUCUGUUGCCUAAUGGAUGUUUGAUUUUGGAUCUGUCCUGCUCAGCUACAUGAAGUCUGGAGUGGCUCAACCAUGUCUUUUUUUUUUUUCUUUUUGCUCUGACUGUGUUAGGUUUGUAUCUUUUUUUUUUUUUUUUUUUCACUGUAUUGCAUGUUUUUUAUUUCCACUCAAGUUUUACUGAUUUGAACCUUCCCCAAUAGGAAACUGCUUUAUUUAAGAAUAUUUAGGAUUUACCCUAAAUAAUUGAAAAAAAAAAUAGAGGUGAUCUUCGUUAAUGCUAGUUUGCAAACAUAAGACAGGUUAACAAAAGGUCUUGUCAGUGAUCUGCUUUGUGAUCUUCUGUGCGGGCCCAGCCUGGAUUCCCUUUCACCAUCAUGACACACGUGUGGCGCUCAAACACAACAGAGGGUAAUUUAAAAUCACCGGAGAGGCUGCAGAGGGAUCCAUAUAGAGAAAAAUCCUCAGCAAUAGGCAACAUUCAGCCAUUGUUCCUUAAAGUGUAAUUGACGGCAAAUGGGCCCACUGAAGUGAGAGAGAAGCGUAACUUGGCAAAACAUUUCGUAAUGAAUUAAGGUGUGUGUUUAGUCAACCUAUGCUUACUAAAAACCUGUUUCCUGCCUCUCCCCAGCCCCCUCCUUUUUUUUUUUUUUUUUUUUUUAAAUAAAAGUGCUCUUCAUAGUCACUGAUGGGCAUUUUCCUUUUUUUGUGAUUGUUUCUCCCUCAUCAGGAGACCCCCCCCCCCCCCCUCCCUUUGUUAUCUGUCCCUCUUUGUUGUCUUAUUACAUGAGUGGUUGCAAUACUUAUCCUCCAAAUGUUACAAUAUUUUAAAAAAACUGUAAUCAUUGGUGUGCCGCCGUAACAUUUCAAAGUUGCCUGUGUUUCUACCUCUUAGUUAGAUGGGCUUUUGUUUGUUUUUUUUGUGCUGGGAUAAUGAAAUCUACUAAGAAGAACCUAGAGCCCAAGCAGAUGCUGAAGUAUUUGAUUUAGUCCUGGCCUAAUUGCACAAUAAAUUUACUGAAGCAGACUUUUCCUAUGAAGCUUCACGUGGUUUACAAGUAUUAAUGUUUGAGAAUGAAAGAAAAAGCUUGUUUUUAUGAAUUCGACAGCUCAGCGUCCUCUUUGAGGAAUGUACCUGUUAAAAGGUCGGGUGUCAGACUUUCAUCUCACCCAGGAUUUGGUGUGACUCUUUAUUUUGAAUCCUCAGAUUGGAAAAUGUAACAAGUGAUUUUUUAAUGGUUUUCUUAAAUUGGCAAAAUCAAAGCAAACCUUUUAGAUAGGUUGUCAUUGCCCCCACCCCCCAAACCACUAUGUCUAACAGCUUAAAAAAUUAUAAACAUCAAGUUUUACCCAAGAAUCGUGCUCACAAGCCAUGUUUAUGUAAAAGGCAAUGGAUUUGGAUCAUAAUAUAAGGUAUUCAUAAUUAUUGUGCACCUCUAUUGCUUUAAUGUCAAUAAAGUCCAGUACAUGAGCA